This is a messenger RNA of Hyaloscypha bicolor E, 3162 nucleotides long. RefSeq lists its product as uncharacterized. The record is from RefSeq and is a predicted model, not a curated record. Lineage: Eukaryota; Fungi; Ascomycota; Leotiomycetes; Helotiales; Hyaloscyphaceae. The coding region runs from base 1 to 3162 and encodes 1053 amino acids. The transcript has 2 exons.
AUGGGCGACGCAAGUUUCCAAGGCAGACCACCCAAUCCUAGGAGCUUUCCUCGAGCUUCAGAACCGUUUGACCAAGCUCUUUUCCUUCGCCCAAGCAGCGAGUAUCGAGGCGCACCUUUGUGGACAUGGAACAAGAAACUCGAUCGCGAGCAGUUGCUUCGCCAGAUAGAUCAUCUAGCUGAGAUGGGCAUGGGCGGAUUCACAAUACACGUUCGAACCGGUCUGGACACGGAAUACUUGGGGGACGAAUUCAUGGAAAUUGUAAAGUCUUGUGUCGACUAUGCCGAGAGUAAGAAAAUGCUCGCAUGCCUUUAUGACGAGGAUAGGUGGCCGAGUGGAUACGCUGGUGGGAAAGUCAUGGAAAAUCGCCCUGAUCUCAAAGCGCAACAUAUUCUUUUGACAUGCAAACCUUAUGGCGAGCAAGUGGCAUGGCGUGCUCAAGGAGGCUCAGAAUGCACUGGCCGGGCCACUAGGAGUGAAUUAGGACAUCUUGUAGCAAGAUAUGAUGUGGCCAUAAAUAACGACUGCAUGGAAGUUUACCGGCGAUUGGGCGAUGGAGAAAGUGGUAGAAAUGUUUGGUAUGCGUAUAUGGAACCCAAUCCACCUUCAGAAUGGUUCAACGGCUACACUUAUGCCGACACACUCAAUAAGGAAGCCACUGAUCGCUUUAUUGCCGCUACCCAUGAAGUCUACAAAGUUGCCGUUGGUGAUAAAUUUGGUUUGACGGUGCCAUCUAUCUUCACCGACGAACCUCAAUUCGCGCAUAAAACCCAGUUGAGGUUUGCCGAAGAUACCUGGGAUGUCUUCCUGCCGUGGACUACAGAUCUACCAGACACCUUCUCUGAGCAAUACGGAUACGACAUUCUAGAUUCAUUGCCAGAAAUUGUAUGGGACUUACCGGACGGCUCUUCUAGCCUCGCGAGGUAUCACUAUCACAACCACGUUUGUGACCGAUUUGUCGAAGGAUAUCUCGACCCAGUCUCAGUUUGGUGUAGAGAAAAUGGCCUUGCAAUGACAGGGCACAUGAUGGACGAACCAACAUUAUUCACCCAGACAUCAGCACUUGGUGAAGCAAUGCGAUGCUAUCGCGGUUUUGAUUUGCCUGGGGUUGAUAUGCUCUGUAACUGGGUUGAAUACAACACGGUUAAACAAGCCACGAGUGUAGCACGACAGAGCGGUAUCCGUGGGAUUAUGAGCGAGAUAUACGGCGUCACCAGUUGGAUGUUCGACUUUCUUGGGCAUAAAUUUGCGGGUGAUUGGCAGGCUGCCUUGGGAGUUACAACUAGAGUUCAUCAUUUGUCUUGGGUCACUAUGGCUGGCGAAGCAAAACGAGACUUCCCAGCUUCGAUUGGAUACCAAAGCCCAUGGUCACUUGAGUAUCCACUAGUCGAAGACCACUUUGCAAGAGUGAAUGUGGCAAUGACGAGAGGACGUGCCGUUUGCCGCGUCGCGGUCAUUCAUCCCAUUGAAAGCUACUGGUUGGCAUUCGGCCCCAUCCACAGCUCCAAAGGUGAACAGGAGGAACGAGAUGAGGCGUUUCUCAAUCUUACCACUUGGCUCCUGCAUGGACUGAUUGAUUUUGAUUUCAUAUCAGAAAGCCUCUUCGAAUCUCAGACUCAUAAAGACCAGAUUGGGAACACUCUUCCAGUGGGCCAGUCGGAGUACGAGGUUGUCAUCGUCCCUAAUCUGCGCACAAUCCGUUCAACAACACUAAGUCGGCUGCGACAAUUCUCCCAGGCAGGAGGCAAAGUAAUUAUGACUGGAACUUCACCAACACUCAUCGAUGGCAUCCCAGCUAAGAAACCCGUCGAGAUUCAUGGCAGCAUAGAGGUACCUUGGCUGAAAUCCAAAAUAUUAGACGCGCUUGAGGCGCACCGUGACAUCUCUGCGGUCACUACGGAUGGUCCAUUAUAUUGUCUUACCAGCCAAUCGACCAUGUCUUCCACCCUUCUCUAUCAGCUUCGUCAAGACGGCGACGAGCAGUUUCUUUUUAUCUGCAAUACAGAAAAACAAGUUGCUUCGAAAUGCCAGGUAUCCAUUAGAGGUUCGUGGUGGUUGACACUCCUUGACACUAUUUCGGGCCAAGAUAGCGAAUUACCGUCAACUAGAAGGAACGGAAAAACUAGCUUCUUUCACCUGUUCGAAGGAUGUAGCAGUCUCCUCCUCCGCUUGACGCCGCAUAGUGAGACGUCUACCCCGAAGGCAGAAGAAGCUUCAGCCCAAGGAAUGGCCGAAACUUGUCUUGUCACACUAAGAAAUGUUGAACUUAGUGAGCCCAACGUUCUUUUGUUAGAUUUUGCCAAGUUUCUCUGGAAUGAUGGAUCUUGGGAGGGCGAAGAAGAGGUUCUUCGAAUCGAUAACAUCAUGCGGAAUCGUCUGGGGAUUCCUCUCAAACUAGAGGCCUUUCGACAACCCCACGCUAGCCCACCGGAAUCGAGAAAGGCGAAAGGAAAGUUGAGUCUGCGCUUCAAGUUCAAAUCUGAAGUUAAUCUAUUGACUUCUCGCCUCGCACUGGAAAAUGCCAAGGACGUCCAUAUCAUGCUCGACGGCAAUGUCAUUCCGUCAACUGUCGAAUCUUGGUGGGUUGAUGAAGACAUUUCGACCAUUAGGUUACCCAAAAUCCCGAGCGGAUCUCACGAAAUCCAAUUAACCUACGAAUAUGGUCUAAUGACAAAUCUUGAGCGAAUUUAUAUUUUGGGAGACUUCGGAGUCGAAAUCCGUGGAACGAAAGCAACGAUCACUGCCUCCCAGCUAUCUAAAUUCCAAUUUGGCGAUUGGACACAACAUGAACUGCCUUUUUAUGCGGGGAAUGUUAUCUACAAUUGUGAUUUUGAGCACAGCGGCGGGCAGGCAGUGCUAGAGGUCCCACGCUUCGUCGCGCCAUUGUUGUCAGUUGAAGUAGAUGGGCAAGUUCUAGGCAAGAUUGCUUUUCGGCCGCAUUCUCUGAAACUUGGCAUGUUAUCGGAAGGAAAACAUAAACUCUCAAUCACCAGCUUUGGAAAUCGGGAAAAUGCGUUUGGCCCUCUGCAUAUGCCUACAGGGACGACCGUUUUUAUUGGACCACAGGCCUGGCGUACUGAAGGACCCAUUUGGCAUAAUGAGUAUGCAAUCCAGCCUAUGGGUAUUUUACAACAGCCUCGAAUUAUUGCGAUAAAGCAAUAA